AGUUCUGCAAAUCACAUCAGUGUGUGUUACCGCCCAGGCGGGUUCAGUGAUUUCUCUCUGAAGACGCUACAAAGUUUCCUGGUUGUGAUUGAUCCACCGCACUGAGCUCAACAACAUGCUGUGUGUUUGAUGGUGAGUGUGCGACAGAGCUCACACUCCUCCUGUGGGGGAUUAGGACACUGCCCAGUGCUCCUCCUGUGGGGGAUUAGGACACUGCCCAGUGCUCCUCCUGUGGGGGAUUAGGACACUGCCCAGUGCUCCUCCUGUGGGGGAUUAGGACACUGCCCAGUGCUCCUCCUGUGGGGGAUUAGGACACUGCCCAGUGCCCCUCUCAGACCAGCUCACACUCCUGGAUCACCUGGCUGUCACUGCAGGUUUCCCACAAAUCACGGUGUACUGGCAUAAACAUUUGCCUAUUUCACUGGCACAUCUCCAAUCCUUUCAGAAGUUGUUCAGAGAACGAUCAUUUGCGCUGUUCAAACCUUAAAUGCCAUGAGUGUCCAUCCAAGGAGAAUCCGUUUGAAGCCGUGGCUGCUGGCUCAGGUGAACAGUGGGAAAUACCCUGGCCUCAGCUGGCUCAAUAAGGAGUGUCGCUUAUUUCAGAUACCGUGGAGACACGCCACACGCCAUCUCCCAACCCCAGAGGAGGAAAACACUAUAUUCAAGGCCUGGGCGCUGGAGACAGGGAAGUACCAGGAGGGUGUUGAUGAGCCUGAUCCAGCCAAGUGGAAGGCCAACCUGCGCUGCGCGCUCAACAAAAGCCGUGAGUUUAUGCUGAAGUAUGAUGGUACCAAGGAGACACCAAUGCAACCAUACAAGAUAUAUGAGGUGUGCGAUCUGCCAGGAAAUGGAGAUGAGGUUGAGGAUGACGAGGAAGAGCUAACAAAUUUUGCACACCUCUCCAUCAACCCUUGUAUGACUGAGCCUCCGAGCUACCCAGCAUUCCCAACCAACCCAGCUGAUACAUUCCCUCCGCCUACCACGUUUUUUCCUGGUCACAGCCAUAUAGCUCCUACUGUGAAACAGGAGGAGUACCUACUCAGGGACGUUAUUCCAAAUGGAUGUGGUCUGGGCACCAGGGUCAUAGCACCAUCUGCUGUUCCCAACACUGACAUAACAGACACCAUGGUCAGUCCUAUGCCAGAGGUGAGGCCUGAAGUAGAGAGCCAAGUACAGCCAUGCAUCUCUGACCUGCUGAGCAGUCCUCAUAUGCUGCCCUUAACCGACCUGGACAUUAAGUUCCAGUAUCGUGGACAUACCGUGGGCUCUAUGACCGUGAGUAAUCCUCAGGGCUGCCGGCUUUAUUCUGGUAAUUUGGCACCAACACCGGAGCAAGUGGAGCUAUUUGGGCCCAUCACACUGCACCAGGUGCUGUUCCCUGGAACUGCUCAGAUCCAAAAUGAGAAGCAGCGCUUUUACACUGAGCAUCUGCUCGAUGUGAUGGACCGUGGCCUCAUCCUGGAGCUCCAAGGCCAGGACAUAUACGCUGUGCGUUUGUGCCAGUGCAAAGUGUUCUGGUCUGGCCCGGGAGUACCUGAGGAGGGUCAGCCUAACCCAAUGGAACGGGAACGCAAGAUCAAUGUUUUCAGUCUCAAUAACUUCCUGCAGGGACUUAUCAUGUACCAGAAGGGUGAGGCUCUGACUCCCCCGCCCUUUGAAAUUUACUUCUGCUUUGGGGAGGAUUGGCCUGACAGAAAACCUAAAGAGAAGAAGCUCAUAAUUGUCCAGGCAGAGAGACAAAGAAUAAAUCGAGGCUCAUCUAGUCAACUGUACACAGGUCGUGCCUGUGGUGGCGAGGAUCCUGACGGAGAUGUUCUCUGGCGAGCUCUCAUGGUCCACAGACAGCAUCCGCCUCCAGAUCUCCAAUCCUGAUCUGAAAGACCAGACCGUUGAGCACUUCAAGGAGCUCCACAGACUGUUGCAAAAUCAACAGGCCCAGGCUUCAUGGCACUAACAAAUGGAUUCUCCGCCACGUCAUCGUACGAUCCAGCUGAGGAGGAACGCGGCUACCCUGUAAACGCGGUUUAAAGAGCGCUUCUUGGAUCAGCUCCAUUUGUGCAUGUCGCAGUACUGUUGUGGGGGAUUAGUAGAUCAUUUAAACAUUUGUCCUGGUCUUAGGAUGGAUGUUCCACACUCAGUUAUGCUUAUUUGAGCUAUAGGUAGUAGGGUGCUGUUCAGGGAAUAAUACUGAAAUGUUUACAACUCACAGUGAACUGCAGCUUGCAUGAUGUGCCGAGUGACUGAUGUUGCUAUGAUCAUCUUCGUUAUCAUUAUUAUAAGAGUUUUCUUAUAAUGAACACUUCUAAAUUUGCCAUCAGAGUAGGAAGGAAUAAUGAUUCAACAGCAGUAAUAUUAUACAAAUUGGUAGCAAAUUUCCUCUCGUGGCCUUCGUUUCCAGCUAAGGACUGAACAAUCCUGUACAUAUGUGUACAGAUAUUACAUGUGUGUAUUACCAAAACAAAGCUACACUGGGACCAUCAGGGCUGACUUCAAUGUUCUUUGAAACUUGCAUAAGAUUGUCUGUCUGUUUUGUGCCAAAAUGUUUUAUUUUAACGUUGCUUGUGUUUUUCAAUAAAUAACAGACUAGUUCUGGAGUUCUACUGAUCUUUAUCUGAAUGUAAAUGCAAUAGACACUUUAGCUCUUCAGUGAAAACAGUGGGUCCUUUUCACACUUGCAAGUGUUUAAGUCUCUUUAUUACCGUAGGAACACCUGUAUAUUCAUGCAGUUAUCUAAUCAGCCAAUUAUGUGGCAGCAGUACGAUGGGUAAAAAUCAUGCAGAUACAGAUCAAGAGCUUCAGUUAAUGUUAUGCACAAUGUUAUUAUACACUUUUUUUUUUUUAAACCUAAUUUGAAACGACUUGUAUUGCUUUAUUAACUAAAUAAAUAGAUGUGUACAGUUCUACUGCAAA
Molecule: messenger RNA, 2910 nt
Organism: Neoarius graeffei (lesser salmon catfish)
Lineage: Eukaryota; Metazoa; Chordata; Actinopteri; Siluriformes; Ariidae
Gene: irf5
Product: interferon regulatory factor 5
Exons: 11
Coding region: 493-1872 (459 amino acids)
Biological process (GO): immune system process; regulation of transcription by RNA polymerase II
Cellular component (GO): nucleus
Molecular function (GO): DNA-binding transcription factor activity, RNA polymerase II-specific; protein binding; RNA polymerase II cis-regulatory region sequence-specific DNA binding
Source: RefSeq, a predicted model, not a curated record